AUGUCGUCUUCUGCGAGUAGCAGCAACCCUCACAAAAGAUCGCGCAAGACAUCAACUAUCGCCAGCGAAUCAUCCUUGCCGACAUCCGUGAUCUCGGAGCGCACAUCUACCUACGACAAAGUCGCAUCGGAUGUUCUUAUGGACAACGACAUCUACGGGCCAUCAUACUGCGUAGAUCCCGCCAACAAGGCAGCCCUGCAGGCUACUUUGGACCGUGAUCGGAGGUCGCUAUCUCCGACUGUGUAUCCGGACAGCAUUUUCCCCAAAUUCGUGCGCGCAAAUCACGAAGCGCUCAAUGAGGGCCAGCUUGUCUCGGAGGUUGUGCAUCCUUACUUCACCAGCUACUUUGACCAUGUUAGAUCCACAGAUCUAGCCUUUUCCAAUCUGGAGCCAAUCCUUCGACCUCCGGCCAGAAUGCCACCUCCCAAGCCUGAUCACAGCUUUGGCAUUUCAAAGGAAGACAUCAAGCCUGCGGUCCGCGAUGCCCUCAAACCCUACAUCGUAUGCGCAAAUGGUUCCCAUACCCCUGCCGCUGUCAACGACAUGAUGCAAGUCAAAGGCCGCGAUGGCAAGACUUCAGUAUUGGAGUCCCAAAUCACUUUGGAUGGCGCAUUUGGAGAGCGAGCGAUGCACAAACUUCAUUCCUAUGCGAGAGGAUCGGACCUUCCACCGGAUGGAGUCGCCCACGCCUUCGUGCAGUCUUAUCACGCUGGCACAAUGAAAUUCCAUGCCGUGCACAGGCAGCCCAGUGCUACCCCCGAUGGGCCAGAUCGAAUCUACACCACGGAAAUUGCGGGCCAAUAUCUUUGUGGCUCUCCUGCCCAAUUUCGCGACGGCUUGAAGAAGUACCGAAACAGCGUGGAAUACGCAGCUCAAUGUCGGCGUCGAGCAGUGGAGGCUGCGAAUGCACGAGCUGAGCAGGCAGUCGUGGAAAGCGAAGCUGGCGGAGAUGAAGAAGGCGAUGAAUUCUAUGACCUCGUAGAUUGAUUCUGCAAUUCCAAGAAAUUCCU
Molecule: messenger RNA, 1010 nt
Organism: Pseudocercospora fijiensis CIRAD86
Lineage: Eukaryota; Fungi; Ascomycota; Dothideomycetes; Mycosphaerellales; Mycosphaerellaceae
Exons: 1
Coding region: 1-987 (328 amino acids)
Source: RefSeq, a predicted model, not a curated record